This is a messenger RNA of Exophiala aquamarina CBS 119918, 384 nucleotides long. RefSeq names its product 40S ribosomal protein S18. The record is from RefSeq and is a predicted model, not a curated record. The coding region runs from base 1 to 384 and encodes 127 amino acids. Gene Ontology annotation, cellular component: ribosome; cytosol; small ribosomal subunit. Gene Ontology annotation, biological process: translation. Gene Ontology annotation, molecular function: structural constituent of ribosome; RNA binding. The transcript has 2 exons. Lineage: Eukaryota; Fungi; Ascomycota; Eurotiomycetes; Chaetothyriales; Herpotrichiellaceae.
AUGUACGCCUUGACCCGAAUCAAGGGUGUCGGUCGUCGAUAUUCCAACUUGGUCUGCAAGAAAGCCGAUGUUGAUUUGAACAAGCGUGCUGGAGAAAUCACCACCGAAGAACUCGAGCGAAUUGUCACCAUCAUCCAAAGCCCUACACAAUACAAAAUUCCCGAGUGGUUCCUUAACAGACAACGCGAUAUUGUCGACGGCAAAAACACCCAGGUACUGGCCAACGGCAUGGAGAGCAAGCUGCGUGAGGAUUUGGAGCGCCUGAAGAAGAUCCGAGCCCAUCGUGGUCUGCGACACUACUGGGGCCUGCGUGUUAGAGGUCAACAUUCCAAGACCACUGGCCGAAGAGGUCGCACUGUUGGUGUCAGCAAAAAGAAGGGUUAA